Tricharina praecox is the source of this 968-nucleotide messenger RNA. RefSeq names its product yeats family-domain-containing protein. The coding region runs from base 229 to 909 and encodes 226 amino acids. The record is from RefSeq and is a predicted model, not a curated record. NCBI's taxonomy places the organism in Eukaryota, Fungi, Ascomycota, Pezizomycetes, Pezizales, Pyronemataceae. Gene Ontology annotation, biological process: regulation of DNA-templated transcription. The transcript is spliced from 3 exons.
UGGAAAACGCGUGCACGUGAUUAAGCGAGCGCAACUCGACUUGAGUGAUGGUUCUACAUACAAUUUUCCGCCUGACACACUCAUUCACCGUGACUCCACCAACUCACGUCGCGACACCCACCUGCAUACCUACCUCAUACUUGGAUUAGCUCAAGAAACACACUCUCACUCCGACUUGCCCUUCCUCUGUCCAUCACUCGUCCCCGCCGCCACCACCAGAACUUUAACAUGCCACCUUCAAACACUAAGCGCGUCAAGGGAAUCAGUAUCUACCGUCCGAUCGUCUACGGCAACAUCGCGAUCCCGAUCGAUCCCAAUGACCGCCCGCGCGGCAUGCCGGUGGACCACACCCACCAGUGGACCAUCUGCGUCAAGGGCGUCGACGGCGCCGACAUCACGCACUUCAUCAAGAAGGUCCAGUUCCGGCUUCACGCCGAUACCUAUCCGAAUGCGUUACGCUCGUUCGAGCAGCCCCCCUUCGAGGUCUCCGAGAGCGGCUGGGGUGAAUUCGAAAUCCAGAUCAAGCUCUUCUUUCACCCCGAGAGCAACGAGAAGCCGUUGACGCUGUUCCACUAUCUCAAGCUCCACCCGUACAUCGGCGAUCCCGAGGAGCUCGAGCUCGCGCGCCAGCAGCGCAGGCCCGUCAUGAGCUAUCUCUACGACGAGCUGGUCUUCAACGAACCGACUGAGGCGAUGUUUGAAAUCCUUACUACUAAGGGCACCGUUAAGCUCCCGUCGAAGAAUAAGGCGAAGGGACGCGGGGAGUUCGUGGCUGAGACGGAACAGGUCGAGUUGGAUCGGCUGAGCGAGGGAUUGAGGACUGUGCAGAAACAUAUCGAGGAGGCGAAGAACAAGCUUGCUGCGAAAGAGGAGGAGAUCAAGGAGAUGAAGAAGUUGCUGGACAAAUGAUUGCGAUUGUGAUUUAUUGGGGGCGUUUGGCGCAUUGGUAUUGGGAUUUGUUUCAAGGC